GAAAUGAAAGGGCGAGAUUUGUUUACAUUAUUCGACCUUAUAAUUCGCCAUUUGCGUUCCCCGUAACCAUCUUCAUCGGUGCUGCGUGCGCCAUCUUCUCCAACCAAACCAAUCACCGCUCCGAACCUACUUUUCCCAACUCCGAAGGCACGUAUUCUGGAAACCCCAACUUUUCAAAUUCAACGACAAAAGCAUAGAAAGUCGUAUUUAGGACUGAGGUUCCUUCCUACCAAGUUCCAGCUAUCAUAUUUGGGACAGUUUUGUAAUAGUAAAUUGAUAAAUUCCGGUUGAAUACUUGAAUCAUCCUUCUUGUUGUUGCCCUUACCGAGCAAGUUGCAAUCUUGGCCAAAAUGGUAUCUGGGUUAAUCAAUGCAAACCCUGUCAUAUAUGAAAAGAAAGAGCGACGAGCUCGAACUGCUCCUUCUGCUCCCCAUGAUGAGUAUGCUGUGGAACCAAUUGACCAACAAGAGAUUUUUGAUCAUAUAAGAGAUAUAAAGGACCCUGAGCAUCCAUACUCCUUGGAAGAGCUUAAGGUGAUCACAGAGGAAGCAGUUGAAGUUGAUGAUCAGCGUAAUUAUGUUAGGGUUACAUUUACUCCUACAGUGGAACAUUGCAGUAUGGCAACAAUUAUAGGUCUAUGCUUACGUGUCAAACUCAUGAGAAGCUUGCCUUUGCGAUACAAGGUGGAUAUCAGAGUAGCACCUGGAUCUCAUGCCACUGAAGCUGCAGUUAACAAACAAUUAAAUGAUAAAGAGCGUGUGGCAGCUGCACUGGAAAACCCAAAUCUUUUGGAUAUGGUUGAUGAAUGUCUUGCUCCAUCUUAUGAUUGAAGGAGCUUUUCUCUCCUUCAAAUGCGUUGGACUGGUGCUUUUGUGCCUGUCGUUGAAGUUGGUCAGCUUUGUUUGUGUAUGAUAUUUUUGGUUGCUGGCGUAUUGGCCAUGCAUUUUGUGUUUACCUCACACAGUUGUUGAAUAGGAAUGCGUAAUUGACAAUGUGAUAAUUAAGUAAACUAUUAAGGUUCUCUGAUCAUUAGCUCAAGAAAAGAAAUAGAAAAUUCUUUCCAUGUUUUGAAGUUGUCA
This is a messenger RNA of Cajanus cajan (pigeon pea), 1079 nucleotides long. Its product is annotated as protein AE7. The record is from RefSeq and is a predicted model, not a curated record. Lineage: Eukaryota; Viridiplantae; Streptophyta; Magnoliopsida; Fabales; Fabaceae.